GUGGGCACAGGUGGGUGGCACUGCUGGGCACAGGUAGGUGCACUUCUGGGGCACAGGUGUGUGACAUUGCAGAGUGGCACAGGUGGGUGCAUUGCUGGGCACAGGUGGGUGGAGCUAGUGGGCACACUGCUGGGCACCGAUCAUCAGGGCACUGAUCAUCAGUGCCCUGAUGAUUGCGUGAGGAAAGUGCAGCCGAGAACCGGCACUUGCAUUUCCCUCUGAUCAGCGUGUCAUUGGACACCGCUGAUCAGGUGGUAAAAGGCCGCUGUCCACUCAGAACUGGCAGGCCGCAGUGCAGCCGUCAUUCGGCUAUCUGC
Molecule: messenger RNA, 317 nt
Organism: Staurois parvus
Lineage: Eukaryota; Metazoa; Chordata; Amphibia; Anura; Ranidae
Source: the annotation of a GenBank genome assembly